UUGACUGGACCUAAUUGGAUUCAGAUUUGGGUUUCCGCAAUUAUUCAGCAAGAGCCUUUACAAAUUACUGACUGCUGAUUGGUAGGAGCGGAUUUGAGUAAGCCCAUUACAAAGGUUCAAAUGAGUAUUAAUCAGGUGAGCAUAGUGAAUUCCCUCAGGUUUUCUGUCAUAAUACCUUUCAGUUACACGUGUCUCUAUAAUGUUGAAUCGGUUUUAUGACAGGGAGGAAUGUACAUGCUUACACUGGUGGACUGGUAUGCGUUUUUCCCGUCAAUAGCAGUUUUUGGCAUGUUGGAAUGCAUUGUUGUCAGUUGGAUCUAUGGAACACAUAGGGUGGAGAAGGUCGUCAACUCGAUGUGGGGGAAGACAGUUCCAAGAGUCAUGACCUUCAGUCUGAAAUUCAUCAGCCCAGGACUUCUUUUGAUCAUCUUCUGCUACUCCCUGUACUCCUACCGACCCCCUAACUACGGAGACUACAUCUACCCUACCUGGGCUACGGGACUUGGAUGGAUGAUAUCCUUUGGUUCAAUCUUACCUUUGCCGGUUGUCUUCAUCUGGACGGUGUACAAAACAGAGGGAAAUUCAGUGAAAGAGAAAUUAAAGAAAUCGAUGGAACCCGGCACACACUGGAGGCUGUCUUCAUCAUUUGCAGUGACCUCUGAAAACGCCAUUGACACACGAAUUUAAACCAAUUUAAAUUCAGUAAUAUGAUUCAAUAUCUAGAUAAUGGGUUUGGCGAUUUUCACAGUUGAUACACAAAACAACGUAAAAUGCUUUAGAGACACGAAUCGUCACAAGGUAGAAAAUGCAUAUAGAUCAAACCUAACUGACAAAUAUAUAGUUGCA
Messenger RNA from Haliotis rubra (blacklip abalone), 846 nucleotides. RefSeq names its product sodium- and chloride-dependent glycine transporter 1-like. NCBI's taxonomy places the organism in Eukaryota, Metazoa, Mollusca, Gastropoda, Lepetellida, Haliotidae. The record is from RefSeq and is a predicted model, not a curated record. The coding region runs from base 229 to 687 and encodes 152 amino acids. Gene Ontology annotation, biological process: sodium ion transmembrane transport. The transcript has 4 exons. Gene Ontology annotation, cellular component: membrane.